This is a messenger RNA of Pleurotus ostreatus (oyster mushroom), 1410 nucleotides long. RefSeq names its product Chk1 protein kinase (gene CHK1). Gene Ontology annotation, molecular function: ATP binding; protein kinase activity. The record is from RefSeq and is a predicted model, not a curated record. NCBI's taxonomy places the organism in Eukaryota, Fungi, Basidiomycota, Agaricomycetes, Agaricales, Pleurotaceae. Bases 1 to 1410 code for a protein of 469 amino acids. Gene Ontology annotation, cellular component: cytoplasm; nucleus; site of double-strand break. Gene Ontology annotation, biological process: mitotic G2 DNA damage checkpoint signaling; protein phosphorylation. The transcript has 11 exons.
AUGAGUCCGAAGUACCCAAAGGUUGUAGGCUACGAACUCAUCCAACAGAUAGGUGGUGGUGGCUUCUCAACAGUCUUCCGCGCCGUGAACAUCAAGGAGCACCGUGUGGCUGCAUGUAAGGUCAUCGCGCUGACGGAGCAGUCCACGGAGAAGGAGCGCAAAACGAUCGACAAGGAGAUGCGCGUGCACGCCGCUUUGAAGCAUCAGCACGUCCUCGAGUUCAUCAAUGCUGUCGUUGUCGAGCCGAAGCACAAACACCAAUACGUGCCGGGGAUAUACAUGUUGCUAGAACUCGCUGCGGGAGGGGAUCUAUUUGAUAAGAUUGCCCCCGACGAAGGUGUUGGCGACCAAGUGGCACAUUACUAUUUCCUUCAGCUGAUCGCCGGUAUGGAAUACAUACACUCGGAGGGAGUCUGCCAUCGCGAUCUGAAGCCCGAGAACCUCCUCCUCGACGCCGCCGGCACGCUCAAGAUCUCUGACUUUGGACUGUCGGCCGUAUUCCGCCUCAAACAGUCGGGAAAGACGCGGACGCUUACCGAACGUUGCGGGAGCUUGCCGUACGUCGCGCCUGAGUUGAACUCGGAUGACCCGUACGAUGCUGAGCCGGUGGAUGUGUGGGGUGUGGGGGUGAUCCUGUUCACGAUGCUUGCGGGCAAUACGCCUUGGGACGAGCCAACGCUGCACAGUCCCGAAUAUGUCAGGUACAUGUCGGGCAAAAUCUUCGCCGAAGACCCGUGGAAUCGGCUGGGCGACAGCGCGCUCUCUCUGAUUCGCGGGAUGCUCACGGUCAAUCCCGCGACGCGUUUCACCCUGCGAGAUGCCCAGCAACACCCAUGGGUAAUGAAACCGAGUCAACUAGCGAAUCGCGGUGUGAGCGAAUUGGCGGAUAAACUAACAGAGGGGCUGCGGAUUAACGGAGACAUGGGAUACGCUGCGCCGAACUUGGACGCUGAGAAUCGCAUGGACGAGGACGGCGAUAUGAUCAUGCUCUCCGCCGCGAAUCGCUCUCAAUUCACGCAGACCCUCAUGCUCUUCUCGCAAACGCAAACAGGACAGCGCUACACGCCCCACCUGACGCGCUUCUACGCGUCGCUCGGCCCCCCGCUGCUGCUUGCGCUGAUCAAGGAAAGCCUCGAGGGCCUCAAUGUCAAGUGCAAAGACCAGCCGCCGCGCCCCAUAUACGAUGCCGGCGACGGCGGAGGGCUGCAGCACCGUCUCCGCAUUGGGGGCUUCGAUAAGAGGAAGGUGAUGUUCAAGGGCUGGGUCGAGGUGGAGCCCUUUGAGUACCGCGGGUCGGACGGCAGCUUUUGUGUGAUGCAGCGCGAUGAGGGCAGCCCGAUUUCGUGGCGGCAGCUGUGGAAGGCGUUGAUCAUAUCGCCUGCAGUUGAACCACACGUUCUCCGCAAGUGA